AUGGCUAAAAAGUAUGAAGGACGUGCUGUGGGAAUAGACCUUGGAACAACCUAUUCUUGUAUUGCUGUGUGGCUUGAUCAGCAAAAUAGAGCAGAGAUAAUUCACAAUGAACAAGGAAACAGAACCACACCUUCUUUUGUUGCUUUCACUAAUGAUCAAAGAUUGAUUGGCGAUGCCGCUAAAAACCAGGCUGCAACCAACCCGGAAAACACUGUCUUUGAUGCUAAGAGGCUAAUCGGUAGGAAAUUUAGUGAUUCUAAUGUUCAAAAUGAUAAGAUCUUGUGGCCAUUCAAAGUCAUUUCCGGUGUCAAUGACAAACCUAUGAUUUCUGUUAAGUACAAGGGUCAAGAGAAACUGCUAUGUGCUGAGGAAAUCUCUUCUAUGAUUCUAACCAAGAUGCGUGAGAUUGCGGAAGCGUUUUUGGAAUUUCCCGUCAAGAAUGCAGUUAUUACUGUGCCUGCUUAUUUCAAUGAUUCUCAACGGAAAGCCACCAUGGAUGCUGGUGCCAUUGCUGGACUUAAUGUUAUGAGGAUAAUCAAUGAGCCAACUGCUGCUGCUAUUGCUUAUGGACUCGACGAAAGAACUAAACGUGUUGGAGAACGGAAUGUUUUCAUCUUUGAUCUUGGUGGUGGGACUUUUGAUGUGUCUCUUCUUACUAUCAAUGAUAAGGUCUUCCAGGUUAAGGCUACGGGAGGAAACACUCAUCUUGGUGGGGAGGACUUUGAUCAUAGAAUGGUGAACUACUUUGCUCAAGUGUUUAAGAAGAAGAACAAAGUGGACAUCACUGGAAACUCGAGAGCCUUAAGGAGGUUGAGAACUGCGUGCGAGAGAGCAAAAAGGACACUGUCUUUUGCUGUUGUGACAACCAUUGAGGUGGAUUCUUUAUAUGAAGGCAUUGAUCUCUUUUCUUCAAUCACUCGUGCAAAGUUUGAGGAAAUUAAUAUGGAUCUUUUCAAUCAGUGUUUGAAAACGGUUGAAAGUUGUCUUAUUGAUGCUAAGAUGGACAAGAGGUAUAUACACGAUGUUGUGCUUGUUGGUGGAUCGUCUAGAAUUCCAAAAGUGCAACAACUAUUGCAGGAUUUUUUUGCUGGUAAGGAUUUAUGCAAGGUCAUUAACCCUGAUGAGGCUGUUGCUUAUGGUGCUGCUGUGCAGGCUGCUUUGUUGAGUGAAGGCUUUAAAAAUGUUCCGAACUUGGUGCUGCAAGAUGUUGUGCCUUUGUCUCUUGGUAUCGAAAAUGAAGGUGAUAUCAUGGAUGUUGUAAUUAGUAGGAACACUAACAUUCCUGUGAAGAAAACAAAAGUUUAUUCUACCGUUUUCGAUAACCAACUUUCUGCCUCAAUUGUUGUUUAUGAGGGUGAGAGAGCAAGAGCUAGUGACAACAAUCUGCUUGGUUCUUUUAAUCUUUCUGGUCUCCCUUGUGCUCCACGUGGUCACCCGCUCGAGGUGUGUUUUGCUAUCGACGAAAAUGGUAUCUUGAUUGUUUCUGCUUAUGAAAAAUCCACCGGUAGUAAAAACCAGAUAACAAAAACUAAUGAAAAAGGAAGAUUGCCAUCCAAUGAAAUUAAAGUAAUGAUCAGUGAAGCUGAAAACUACCGGACUGCAGAUGAAAAUUUUCUAAAAAAGGCCAAUGCAAUGAAUGCAUUAGAUUACUGUGUUUACAAGAUGAAGAAGGCCUUAGAGAAGAAUGAUAUGAAACUAAAGUUAUCUUCACAAGAAAAUGAGAAGAUCAAUUCUGCAAUGACUAAGGCCACAUAUUUGCUUGAUAAUGACAAACAGAGUGAAAUAGGUGUUCUUGAAAAUCAUCUGAAUGAGCUUGAGAGUCUGUUGCAGUUGGUUAUAGGCAAAUCCGUCUAG
Messenger RNA from Lathyrus oleraceus (garden pea), 1854 nucleotides. RefSeq names its product heat shock 70 kDa protein 4. Bases 1 to 1854 code for a protein of 617 amino acids. The record is from RefSeq and is a predicted model, not a curated record. Gene Ontology annotation, molecular function: ATP-dependent protein folding chaperone; ATP binding. The transcript has 2 exons. NCBI's taxonomy places the organism in Eukaryota, Viridiplantae, Streptophyta, Magnoliopsida, Fabales, Fabaceae.